AUGAAAUCCUCUGACAUCGACCAGGAGUUGUUCACGGAGAGUUACUGCAAGGUGUGCAGUGCGCAGCUGAUCUCGGAGUCGCAGCGCGUGGCGCAUUACGAGAGUCGGAAGCAUGCCAGCAAAGUCCGCCUGUACUACAUGCUGCACCCCAUCGAUGGAGGCUGCCCGGCCAAAAAGCUCCGCUCAGAAAAUGGCAGUGAUGGUGACUCAGUGGAUAAGAACAAAUGCUGCACACUAUGUAACAUGUCCUUUACCUCAGCAGUGGUGGCAGAAUCGCAUUACCAAGGGAAAAUCCAUGCCAAAAGGUUAAAACUGUUGCUAGGGGAACAGCCAGCACUAAAGGCCACAGCUCCUCCUCUGGCACCAAAGGACCUGCCACAAACAAGCCCUGGUCCGCCGCCGCCGCAGCAGCGCCGGGACUCGGACAGGCACUGCCAGCUCUGCACGGCCUGGUUCAACAACCCCAUCAUGGCACAGCAGCACUACGACGGCAAAAAGCACAAGAAGAACGCGGCCAGGGCCGACCUCCUGGAGCAGCUGGGCAAGACCCUGGACCUGGGGGAGCUGCGAGGCCUGAAGCGCAGCUACACCUGCAACAUCUGCAACGUCACCCUGAACUCCAUAGAGCAGUACCAUGCACACCUGAAGGGCUCCAAACACCAGGCCAACCUGAAGAACCAAUAGUGGCUCUUUAGUGGAGAAGAGGACGAGCACUAACACUGCUUCUCUGGGUCAGCAGGAGAGGAUUCUUGGACAGUGAUCCCAUGUGGAUUCAAUAAUUAACAUGUAACUAACCUUCGCUUUGGACAAAUACAUGGAUUUUUUUAUUUUAAUUUUGUGGUGAGUUAAAAUAUUUCGAUGGAUUUUUUUACCCUUUCAAGACAAUAUUUAUUCAGCACAGAGUCUAGAGUAUGAUAACUAUCCUGUAAAUACAGCACUUACUCAUCAGCCAUCUUCAGGGACAGUGGAAACAAACUAUUUUACUUCUUCAUAUUUAUUCCUAGAUUUCUCCCAAGAGUAUAAGAUUAUUCUACUACAUUAUCCAUGAUAGUGAUGUAAUCAGUCUUCAAUCAGAAAUAAACACACUUUCUUCACCUUCUCCAGCAUGGUUUGUGUCAGCACAUACAGAACAACAGCAGUGAAUCGUGGGGAUUGUGUAACGGAUGAAUUUCUUCCUUCCCUCUUUGUCUCUGGAGAAACAAACGGUUCCAUGAGUAAAGAACACUGAAAAGAAA
Messenger RNA from Sturnus vulgaris (Common starling), 1235 nucleotides. Lineage: Eukaryota; Metazoa; Chordata; Aves; Passeriformes; Sturnidae. The record is from RefSeq and is a predicted model, not a curated record.